AUGAUGGGUGAAAGUUCAGCACGGAGUCACUGGGGUCGUAGGACGGUGAGUCGAGGUUUACUUCGCACAAUUCAACAGACAAAAGUCCAAGGCUCGUCAGAUAUCACUAGUCCUACGUGCGACAGCUAUGGCUCAACUAUCACCUCAAACUCAUGCUUCUCUGCUGCGGCUAUUUUGUCUCAUUCGCGACCUCAUACUACCAUUGGUACACCUGGAUGCAGCGUUCUGAAGCCUUUCUCCACCUAUGCUUUACCUAUGGCUCGCUCACCAAGGGGUCUAGACCGGGCCGGUCAUAUUUGCCGUCUGUGUGGAAAGUCGUUUGGACAUAAGAGCACUCUAGACCGACAUACCAAAGAGCGCCACGGCGGUGCUCCUUCAAAGGCAUGUCCAUUCUGCCCUUUGGCAUUUUAUCGACAACAUCAUCUGGAUUCACAUUUGGCCCGCCGACAUCGUGAUUUAGAAGUACCUAUGACCCCUGGUACUCCAGUACCUGAUGGUCGUCGCAGAGGCGCUUCGAGGGCAAGUGGAGCGCUGGAAAGUGAAUCUUUACGCUCUAUGACCCCUCCUCGAUCUGUCGAAGCUGCAAUUGUAUCUCUCUCAGAUUCUCAGGAGUUGGUGUGCCCUCCAAGUUCUGGUGAGACCGACUCUCGUCUACUUGAUACAGAGUUUAUUCAAACUGGCGUAGACCAAUCCCCGGCUGGUUGGCGCUCUUUUUUGCGGCGACCUGCAAAUUCGGUUACCUUUGAGGCUGUCACGACAAAACCAGGCCUUGGAAUUAGCCGUGGUCCGAGCGAAUCGAGGCGGAUUAGCUUCGAUUCCAGAUCCUAG
This is a messenger RNA of Protopolystoma xenopodis, 828 nucleotides long. The record is from the annotation of a GenBank genome assembly. NCBI's taxonomy places the organism in Eukaryota, Metazoa, Platyhelminthes, Monogenea, Polystomatidea, Polystomatidae.